AUGGAGUCCACAUCGAAUACAAACAAUUCUUCACUUCCACACACAUUAAUAUUAGCUAUAAGCACUGGUUCAUUUUUUGCAGGGCUCGUAGGAUCACGAUGGAUAUUCAAAGAUAAAUUUUCAGAAGAAUUACCAGCAGAUAGUGCUGCCACCCUAGCAAAAACGGAUAAAGCAAAAAUACAUCGUAUCGCACGUUUAACAGCUGUGAAAGCUUUGGCCGCUGGCACUGUUUUAUGUUUGUCUGGCGCGGCGGUGAUGGCUUUUGGCGUGGGUACGAUGUUGGGUGUUAGUAGUUUAAAAGAAUUUCAUAUAAAAAUGAAAGAGAUAGUACCUAAAUAUAAUAAGAGUAUUACGGGAGUUGAUUUUGGAGGAUUGAAAACUAAUCCUACAACGAAACCCAAUCUUGAAGCUGAAGAAAAAGAAGAUUGGAUUACGUUAAGUAAAGAAUGGGAGAAAUAUGUGUUGGAUAGAGACGAAUAUUUAAGGAAGAAGGAGGAAAAGGAAGCACAGAAGUCAUCUUGGCUACCAAUCACUAUCGUCAUUACCGACGACUACAUUACUAUAGGCUCGGGAAAGGAUAGAAUAUCAUGGGGUGCUGAUGAUUCUUCGAGCGAGGAAUUUUUCCUGUCCAAAAUAUUCUCGGAGGCGUUACAACCAUCACAAGUGAUUCCUUAUUAUUAUCGAGCAGAAGAAAAUAUCGAAGCGGAAGACAUCACAAUCACAACAUUAGUCACCCCAGAUAGGUUCCCUGUAUUUAAUCGUCUUGUCACCACGUAUAAAGGUCCUAUCUCUGUAACAAUACAUGUGAAUGAUAACCCAGAGACACGAGAUCAAUUACUCCAAGAGUUAGAAGACCUGUACACCACAAAUCCAUUGAUGAAAAAAUAUGUGGACGUACAUUUAAUAAUUGAUAAAUUUGAUCGCCAAUUUAACAUGUGGCGAAAUGUGGCGAAAUUCUUUGCGAGAACGGAAUACAUAAUGAUGUUAGACGUGGAUUUUUUCUUGUGCACGAAUUUUCGCACUAAAAUUUUAAAUGAUCCCACCAUCAUGGAAAAAUUACGCGCAGGCAAUACUGCUUUAGUUGUACCGGCAUUCGAAUAUGUCAAUCUCGAAGAGGGUAAAAACCCAGAAAGAUUCCCGAAAACAAAAGAAUCAUUAAUCGAGGAAGUGCUUUCUGGCCGAUUGAAUAUGUUCCAUUCGUCCUGGCAGAAAGGACACGGCCCCACAAAUUACAAAAAAUUUUAUGAGGCUGAUGAGAUAUAUAUGGUCACAGAUUAUCAAUUUAGUUAUGAGCCUUACGCUAUUUUUCCAAAGAACAGUCCAUGGUGCGAUGAAAGAUUCAUUGGCUACGGAGCAAACAAAGCCGCAUGUUUAUUUGAAAUUUAUAUUUCCGGUAUUAAUUAUUGGGUGCUACCCGGCGACUUUUUAAUACAUCAAACGCACGCAUAUCCGGAAAAUGCACGAAAACAAGAGCGAAAAUACAAUAAAAGAUUAUACGAUCAUUUCCGCGAAGAAGUCUGUUUUCGAUAUGCACGCAGUUUCAUCACCAAUAAUGAAUGGGAUGCCGAAACAUCUCGGAAUUUAAAACAAGAAUGUCAAAAGAUACGGGGCUUUGAUCAGGCGAUAAAUUUUUUCGAUUCUGUUGAUUCGAAUUAA
Ambispora leptoticha is the source of this 1656-nucleotide messenger RNA. The record is from the annotation of a GenBank genome assembly. Lineage: Eukaryota; Fungi; Glomeromycota; Glomeromycetes; Archaeosporales; Ambisporaceae.